Messenger RNA from Moesziomyces aphidis, 342 nucleotides. The record is from the annotation of a GenBank genome assembly. NCBI's taxonomy places the organism in Eukaryota, Fungi, Basidiomycota, Ustilaginomycetes, Ustilaginales, Ustilaginaceae.
AUGAAAUUCUCAUUCCGACGACACGGCACGCCUCGCGCACAGCUCGAGAUGGCGGCAGAGCCAGGCUACCGGGUCUGCCUCGGCGCCAGCGACAAAGAUGCGACGUCGAGCCGAGGACGUGCUGGUCUCCGCGAUAUCGCCGCUCGGCUUCACUGUCGGCAACCUGACGAACCCGAGACCCAGCCCGGACCAUCAUUGUCGACACCGCGACGAGGCUUGUCGUUGCCCCGUCGUUGCCCCGUCGAAUGGCAAACGGGCUCGCUUCUCGUAGGCUUCACCGAGGAUCUUCCAGUCACGGGGGAACAACGGAGCGACUCGGUCUCGAUCCUCGCCUGUGCCUAG